Messenger RNA from Coprinopsis cinerea okayama7#130, 3492 nucleotides. RefSeq lists its product as hypothetical. Bases 1 to 3492 code for a protein of 1163 amino acids. The transcript has 10 exons. NCBI's taxonomy places the organism in Eukaryota, Fungi, Basidiomycota, Agaricomycetes, Agaricales, Psathyrellaceae. The record is from RefSeq and is a predicted model, not a curated record.
AUGCCCGCCCAUAGCGAAGGCAAACGACCUCCGUCUGGAGGUCACCUCUUUCUCAUUUUGCUCUUACUCGUCCAAUUCUUCUCGGUCGCUGCACGCAGCUCCCAACCACAGAACAAAUUUGGCUUAAACAAACCCAACCGGGCCACAAACAAAAUUGUCAUCGCUACACUUGUAGCCCCGCAUCUUAUACCGGCCACUGCUCGAGGAACAGCUAUUGCAGAUUCCUCGUUCGCCUCGAGAUACACGCGCCGUACAACCUUGAUUUCCACUGCUGCCGCCGUCGGAUACCAGGUCUACAAACAUCAGGACUCUGUCAAGUAUACAGCCAAACAGUACAUUGGCCACCCUUCAUAUUGGAUCACUUCCCUCAUCACCUGGUGGAGAGGGGAGACUAGCAGCAACUUCCGACGCAGUGCACCCGUGGUGUUCGAACUCCCUCCGGCACCAGUUCAACCUAACCCCCCGUUCAGUCUGAAAGCGAACGAGACACUCCUCGCCUCAGGCAGGCUUCCGAUCGUCCUCGACCUUAAUCAUGAUCUAUUCGUCUUUUCCAUGACUCAUUACCGAUCCACCUUUCUUUCAACAUCGGUCCCUCCGCCUUCGCAUUCGAAUUCCUGGGCGGUAGGCAGCCCCAGUCCGUGGCCACCCUGUCCCACCUCAGCCACCACUGGGAACAACCGGUCACAGACUGGUUCCAGUUCUGGAGGAAGCGGUUCCAGUGGCUCGGAAAGUCGAGGGUAUUACAGAGGUGCUGAAGGAUCGACGAAUGGUAGGGCCAGAGUUCGCCCUUCGUUUAAGGGGAAGGAGAAGGCCGCCCCUGAAGACUCCGACGAGAGCGACGAAGAAGACCAAGAGGAAACGCGUCCAGAAGACCAGGAUAACCACCAGAUCAAAGAGGAGGAUAUUGAAAGUGACUCGUUGCUUGGCGAGCGUCCCACUUACGACCAACGAUUGCCAUCAACGAACGAAAACCCCAACCUUCGCUUGGCUCGGGUGCUCGCCGAAAACAUCCAGCUUGCAAGAGUCCGAGGCCUAUCGCGCUCCGCGUCUCAGGUCCCCGAGUUUCCUAGGCCAGUCAGAAGGUCUUCAAGACCGACUAGGACAUCACUUCCGCGACGACCCUCCAGUCUUCGAAUGGCGACAACUUACCUGCCCGACUACCAUACACCAGGCUCAGCACCACGGGAAGGGGAAAUCGACGUACUUAUCCCAGUGGAUUUCAACGACGAUUCAUCGACCUCCGACCUAGAAGAUGACGACGUAGUACGCACUGCGACCUGGCUCAGAAAUGCACGACCUAGCCCAAGCUUGGGUAGGUAUGUUCGAGCCCGUGCCCCCGAACCGGAAAGUCCUACACCUCCUGCGCGGGGAGAUAUUCCUCGGCCCGAAGACAGCGACUCCGAACCCGAAAAUGAGCCUCCUGGCCCCGACGACAGCGAUCCCGAUCCUGAGGAUGAGCCCCCUGCUGGAUCCGAACCAGAUGACGGCGAUCCGGAAGGCCCAUCUCCUCCUCAAGACAGCGGGCUGGGUCCACAUCUUCCCGGCCCAUGGGGGAUAGUCCUGUGGUGGAUCAUCCUCCUGAUAUUGGUCAUUCAUGUCAUUCUCAACCCUACCUCGGUUGGCCCUGUACGACACUUCAAUGGUCACACCGUCAGGCCUUUCAAAUUAGAUAUAAUUCGAACAAUGUUGAAUCAAGCGUCCCCCUCGUUAUAUCCAUUCAGAUACACUACGUCGGAGACACUCAUGACCGCUUUGGGCGAUGCUAAUCGACAAUCACCUUUCCCCUCUGCCAGCCCAACUGUUCGGUCUCCCACUUCAACAUCCACCGCCACGCAUUACGAACCAAUCCUCAUCCCUCGAAGUCAAUGGUCGGGAUGGGAACCAAUCUUCGAGAUAUCCUCCACAUCUGCGCCCAAACAAUCUCCCUCGAUGUCUGCUGAUCCCACUGGAAGUCGGUCCAACGUUUCCGGAUCGUCCCCUGCACCAGGUGCCGCCGCCGAACCGACGGUUUACAAUAUCAUCAAACCGGGAUCUACCAUCCGAACAUCAAUCGAUACAGAAGCACAUACCACUAUAUUUGCAGACCUCGGCCCAUUGGUGCAUGAAUGCAUCAGGUCCGCUUGCGAAGACGCAACCCCGAUCGCGAUAAUUGGAGUCAUUCACCACAGCACCAGCACGGUUUCCUUCCCGUCGUUGUGGUCAACGCUGAAAGCCACGUUCUUCGGCCUUCCGGAACCCAUCGCAGAGUACUUCGAUUUUGGGACCCUUCCUAACGAAUGGUCCAUAGUCUACGACUGCCAGCCCCUACGGUACCUCGAAUCAGCAGCGCUGUUAUCGGUCCGGGGUUUGGCGAAUGUCUGGAAUGCCCUUUCUGCGAAGUGCGACUCUGUUCUGCGUAUCUUGGACCACAGUGGACGGCGAGUAAUCAAGGCUGUUGACAGCUAUACCGUCCUUCUCCUCGUAGUUUGGGUCAGCUCUGCCUUUUGGUGCCUGGCUUCGACUGACGAAGAAGAUCUGGUGCGCAUCUUGAAGGAGGUUUGCAUCCGCAGAUUAGGGAUGCGACUUCGGGUUGAUGAACCGCGGCUGGAACAGAGGGAGAGGAUGAUGGAAACAAAGGCGAGGAGGAGCGGGGAAGGAAAAGGAAGACGAAGGGGAGGCACGUACUACUCGAAAGAACACUCCGUUCGACGCUCGAAGAGCAGAGCUCAAAGGCUGUCGACGAUGAGAAGGUCUAGGCUGGCCAGUGCAUUGUCGAGAGCAGCGGAUACCCUCCCCAGCGGGGAGCUGGAGGUCGACUUCUCGCAUGCACAUAGUUCAAGUUGGCAAAAAUCACCGAUGUUCUCCGUUCCUGUGAUGGACUCCAGCGGAGACACCGAGCUACCAUCCGAUUUCUAUAAUGACAGCAUGAGCUGUAUCUGGAAUCCGCAACUAGGACGGGAGUUGCGUCAACUGGAAAAAACGGACGAUGUGCAUUGGCUCACGGACGAAAACGAUGGAGAGGAUGGCAACAGGUCCAGCGAAGGAGAGCAAGGCUAUUGGGGUGUGGUGGACACAAGUGUCUAUGCGAACCUCACUGAGGAUCUGGAAGUAGAGUACGACGACGAUGACCCUUUCAACCCGAAUCUCAGGGACACACGACUGACGACCUGGCCGUUGCCGAGCAAAUUCUUCAAUGACGAAGACUCAGGCGGCUUUACAGCUCUCAACAACAGUGUUUCAGCAACUGCAUCCUCCCCUCAAUCCAUCGAACAUUCUCCUCUACGACGGAAGAAAAUAACGUUCAAUCCUGCAACAGUCAAUUGGCCGCAACCGAGAAUUCGGGAUACGUACCUCACCCGACGACUUUUUGGCAAAGCCCGCGCCAACGAAAUACCAGGCAAUAGGCUUCCUACUCCACGCCCAAGAGAAGCGACCACUCCGAAGACUGACGUCCGAGUGUACUAUGAAAUUGCUACUUCGAAAGGCCUGCUCGGUAGAUCCCCUGGUGCAUGA